Petromyzon marinus (sea lamprey) is the source of this 9011-nucleotide messenger RNA. RefSeq names its product zinc finger C3H1-type containing (gene ZFC3H1). Gene Ontology annotation, cellular component: exosome (RNase complex); nucleus. Gene Ontology annotation, molecular function: protein binding. Lineage: Eukaryota; Metazoa; Chordata; Hyperoartia; Petromyzontiformes; Petromyzontidae. The record is from RefSeq and is a predicted model, not a curated record.
CCCCCCCUCCCUCCCCAUAUGACGUCACGCCCACUCUCGGGUAGACAUGACGUCACGCAACCAUUAACAGACGAAGGAGAGGGCCGCCCUUUCCCUCAAUUCUUCCACCGGUCAACCGCUCGCACUGAUGCCGCGUGCGGCAGCAGCAGCAGCUCGCCCUCGUCGCUCAAACUCUCCGCUUGCCGCGCUCACAUGGACGCCGCUCCGAACAGCGAGUUCGCGGACGACGGCGAGCUCGAGGACGGCGAAAUCGACGACGCGUCCGACGGGGUGUACAACCCCCCCGAGCCUCGUCGUCCCGCCUCCUCGCUCGAGUCGCGGCCGGUAGAGCCGCUCAGGCGAGCGCAGGCUACGCAUCGGGGUAGGCCGCGCUCCUACCACGGCUUCGGCGGCGGCGGCGGCUCUGGGACACUGGGACGAGGGCAUCUUCGUCAGGGGCAUCGUCACGGGCAGCAGCAGCAGCAUCAGCCGCUAGGUGUCUUCCGCCCGAACAAGUCCCGCGGGCUCCUGCCGCGAGCCAAAUGGAGGAGCGGGCGCGGAGCGGGGAGGUCGCGAGGUGGCGGCGUUGUCGGGGCGAGGCCGCGGGGCCUCGCGGCCGGAGAGGUGGAGGCGGGGGAGAACGAGGCUCAGCCGCCCUUGAGGAUGUCCCAGAUGAACUUCCCCCGCAUAAUGCCGGCACGUGGCCCGAACCACGGCGCACGGCCCGAGCCGGAGCACGAGGAGAGCUUCGACGAGCUGCUGGAGACGUACCGCCAGAUCCAGAAGGAGCUGGAGGAGAUCAACCAGGAGGAGAGGGAGGUGGAGGACCUCAAGACCAACGCCUGGUACCCAGGCGGCGGGGUUGGUCCCCCUACCGUGCUUCCGCAGGAGCGCCGCCCUGCCGAUCCAUGGUGCCGCGAUGAACACCAUGAACACCGGCCCUCCUGGCAGGACGGCCACGGUGGCGGCGAACGAGCGUGGGCCGAGCACGCCGAGGACGUUCGGCACUGCCGGGAUGAGCGCUGGCUCUGGGACGGCAGACCCGGCGGUGGCGGCGGCGGCGAUAGUGACGACAGGCCGCCCUGGAAAGAGCGGCACGCCGACGAUCGGACAUGGGACGAGGUGCCGUGGAAUGACCGGCACGAAGAUAAGCUGCCGCCGCAACCACCACCGCCGUGGCACGACCAGGCCUGGCAGGAGCGCCACGCCGACAGCAGGAGGCACUGGAGCGAGUGGCACGGGGACGAGAGGGAGCGGAAGACGUGGUGCCGUGACGGCGUUCCCUACGAGCCGUGGGACAACCGUGAGUGGAAUGACUCGCAUGCCGCCCUGGAGAGGGGCUGGGACGUGGCUGCUCACCGCGACGAUCGAACGAGGGGCAGCAGUGGCGGCGGCGAUGGCGGUGGCGUCGGCGGCGGCGGCGGCUGCACCGUCGGGCCCUACAACCAAGACUGGCUUGGGGAAUGCCCGGGACGGUCGUGGGACGGUCGGCCGAGGGAUGACGGUCGGCCGAGGGAUGACGGUCGGCCGAGGGAUGACGGUCGGCCGAGGGAUGACGGUCGGCCGAGGGAUGACGGUCGGCCGAGGGAUGACGGUCGGCCGAGGGAUGACGGUCGGCCGAGGGAUGACGGUCGGCCGAGGGAUGACGGGCGGCCGAGGGAUGACGGGCGGCCGAGGGAUGACGGGCGGCCGAGGGAUGACGGGCGGCCGAGGGAUGACGGGCGCUACGACGAGAGGAUGCAGAGGCCGCCGAAGCCCGCGGCGGCGCUGCUCAAUUCCUGCCCGGAGCAGCAUCCCCAGCCGGCGGUCUCGCCCAAGGCGUUCCGUCCGUUCGAGCUGAAGCCGCUGCGGCAAAAGAUCCUGAAGCCCGCCGAGCUUGACGAGCUCAACAAGAAGAAGCUCGGACAUUCUGAGACGGGGGACGGCGGAGGAAGUGGCACGAGGGAUGGAGACGAAGGCCCUCGGAUCACGGAGGAUGGAAAUGGCGCAGGCUCCAGCAACAAACUUUGCCAGGCAGCAGAGUCCAGCCAUUCCUCCUGCAGCAGCAAGACCCCCGACUCCUCACCAGACUUGAUCCUGCAGCAGUUGUACAGUGGACGGCCUGCCCCGAAGCUCCCCGACGGCGCGGGCAAGGAGAACGAAGAGGAAGAGGAGGAGGAUGAGGAGGAGCUGCAGCUUCGCCUGCUCGCUCUCAAGUCCGCCAGCCACAAGUGGCAGCAGAAGGAGCGCCAGGUGCUGCAGUCGAGCCGCGAGAAGCAGGCGCAGCCGCGCGCGCCGGCGAAGUCCAGGAGCUCCGGCGCCACGACGUCCAGGGUGUCGGCGUCGCGGGGGGCGCAGGCCAAGCCCAGGGCCACCCCGGCCAGGAGGAGGCCCAGCCCAGCUCCCCGCACCACCCGCACGACGGCGCGGCCCCUAGCACCUCCGCGCCCCAGCGCGAGAUCCUCCGCCGCCGUGGGGCGCACUCGGAGCUGGCAGGGGCGGCAGGAGGCGAUGGCGGCGGCGGCGGUGAGGAGGAGGAGGCGGCGCGACGACGAGGAGGCCGAGCGCCGGCGGCAGGAGGCCGACGAGAUCCGGCGCAUCCGGGAGCUGCCCAGCACCGAAGAGCAGUACGUGCGCUUCAUGAAGAUUCUGGGCGACCGCGGCGGCGCUGGCGGCGGCGCCUCGGCCGCCUCUCCCGGCGUCGCGGGCACCGGCGGCGGAAAGGCCGGAGACGUGGAGGUGAGGAGGCCGCGGGAACGGCGCGUGUCGGAGCUUCGGGCGAACCUGUUCCAGCACGACAACUACGAGGAGGUUGCCAUGGAGGUGGACAGCGAGAGCAACUCGCCCAUGCCCAUGUUUGCAGUGGUGUCUCCGCAACCCUUUGCCGUACACGGGGAAGGAUUGUCAUCCCUGGGCCUCCCCGUGCAGGCCUUCGCGCCACACAGCCUGCUCCAGGUGUCGUCCUUCACGGAGGCGGCGGCGGUGACGAGACACGUGGAGGCCGCCCUGCCGGGUCCCGUGCCCCCCGAGCCCUGCGAGCCCCCUCCCCUGCCCCCCGGGGAGCCCGAACAGCCCCCGAAGCCCCCCUUCGAGGACGAAGCGGAGGAGGAAGAGAUGCUGCUGCGGGAGGAGCUGCUGAAGUCCAUUCAGAUCAAGCGUGUGACCAAGCCAGAGAAGGAAGAGGCGGACUUGGAGGCUGCUCCCGAGAAGACAUCGUCACCGCUGCCACCGCCACCGUUGCCGCCACCGCCACCGCCGCCGCCGCUGCUGCUGCUGUCCAUGCUGGCGACGUCCACGCCGAUCAGCAGAAACGGCAUGGACGCCGCACCCCGUUCGGCCGCGACGCCGACACCCUUCCCCUCGACCGUUUCCCCCACCGCCGCCGCUGCAACCGCAGCCAGCAGCGGCGUCAUCGCCGCCGCCACCACAGCCGCCGCCGUUACCACGACCGCCGCCACGGGUGGCGGUGGCAUCUCGCGGCUGCAGCAGCGAAUCCCGCCCGCCAAGCGACCCAAGAUCACGCUUCCGCAGCACAAGUCGGUGGUGGUGAGCCUCGGCGGGGACUCCGACUCGGACACGGAGGGCGAGGCGGCGGCCGCCAUCGGCUCUCGGCUCCUCGGCACCGGCCUGCUGGAGAUGAUGAUCAAGGAGGCGCGACGCACGGCCGAUGCAGCUAAACCCAAGCCCAAGUCGAACGCCACGGAAGAGAACAGGGACCCCCAGAAGACGCCCGAGGCGAUGCCUGACGCGCAGAAGCCGGAAUACCGCCGGCUCCGGGAUGAGAUCAUGAAGCGCGAGCGACUGAGGCUGGGGGGCAUGGAGAUCACACAAGGUUCCCCGGCCACAUCGGACACCGACACGGAGCCCGGGGGCGGAGCACAGAGCGCCGCGCUCAGCAGCACCAUCGCCGACACGGAGACGCAGCUCGGCAGGCAGAGGCAGGCGCUGGCCAAGGACUCGUUGCUGCUGUCGCAGCUGGUGGCGCAGAAGGAGAAGAAGGCGGAGGGCGUCCGCCUUGCCGAGAUGAAAGCGUUGCGCCUGCGGGAGCAGCUGCGGGCCACGGAGACGGUGCUCUCGGCCAACUCCACGCUGAUGCGCAAGAUAGACGAGCAGGUGGAUCGCAUCAAGCAGCGGAUGGACUCGAAGGCGUUUGUGGUGGGGCAGCUGGAGGAGGAGCUGGCUCGGGCCCGUGCCCUCGUCAGCAAGCACCUGGGCAAGGGGCUGCCGAACGUCAGCCGCCUGGCGCAGCCGCUCGCCGGCGUCGGAGAUGGAGGAUUGCCAGUGACCAAGCGCGUGAAGCUGGACCCGGCCCGCGGGGGCGGCCCCAGCAACCUCCGGCAGGAGUUUAUCGCGCGCGAGAAGCUCCGCUUGCAGGGCCUGGAGCAGGAGUACGCCGAGAAGAUCCGGCGUCUCAAGGCGGCGCAGAGCGGCGGUGGCCCGGCGCGGCCGAAGACCGGCGUGGCAGUUGCCACCGCCGCGGCUGCCGCCGCCGCCGCCGCCGUCGCCGAAGUGGCCGCGGUCGUCAAAAUCGCCGCAGUCAAAAUGGCCGCGGUCACCGAAAUGUCCGCGGUCGCCGCCACCGAGGGGCAGAAGAAAGCGCUGCAGGGCGGCAGGUUGCGCAGCGCGCGGUGCAGCGGGCAGGCCCUGUCAACGCCGCCGGCCGCGCCCACCGUCAGCCAACCGUCGCUGCACGACCUCUCGCAGGACAAGCUCACGUUCGGUCCCGUCGAGGAGGGGGAUGCCGAUGACGCGGCGGCGCAGGCGACGCCGGCACGGGCAGGGGCGGCGGCGCCGGGCGAGCGGCCGGGGCCUCCGACUUCCCCGACGAGCGCGACCACGCCGCGCCGGCUUUCCCUGACGGGCGGCGGCCUCGUCACGCGACCCAACCUGCCCGGGGCGGACGGCCUGUCGGGCAAGGACGCGACGCCAAGCCGGCUCCGCGGUGGCCCGGAGGCUCCCGCGGCCGCCACAGCCGUCGGGGCCGCUAGGACCGGGCGCGGCUCUGUGGCUGCGGCGCCGGAGGUCGAGGUUGCCCGGCAGCCGGUGACGAGGUCCAGCAAGCGCCGGAGAGGGGCGGCCGGAGCCAGGGGCGUGGGACGCGGGCGAGCGAAGGGCGCGGGCACGGCGGAGAAGAGUGCCGGUGCCGGCAAGGCGGUGGCAGGGGGAGACCUGGGACUGCUGGCCCAGGCCGAGGCCGAGGGCCUUGAGCUGGAGGCGGUGCUUGCUCAGUUCUCGAGGAUGCUGCUGCCGGCGGAGGGGCCGACGAGCAGCGAGGAGGAUGUGGUGACGGGCGUGGACCUGGUGCGCCUGUCGCGCCCGGCCGUCCGGGACUGCGUGGCCGAGCCGUUUGGCCCCUACAAGAGCCCGCUACUCGCGUUCAAGACCUACAGGUUCAGCACGUACUUCCGCACCAAGGAGCAGCUGCUGCUGAGUUCGCCGUCCUUCAGCAACAAGGUGGAGCCGCGCUGGAGCUUCUGUCACUUCGAGCUCACGGGGACGUGCAACGACGAGGACUGCCCCUGGCAGCACAUGGCGGACUGCACUCUGAGCCGGGAGGAGCUGUUCCAAGACAUCCUCUCGUAUGACCUCCCCCUGCUGGGCUGUACAAGUGAAAGUUCCCCGAAGCAGAUAGUUGCCGCGGCCGAGAGCUACGUGCGCGGCGUACUGGGCCCCAACACGGAGCGCGUGACGGCCGAUCAGGUGGCCGUGCUGCUCGUCGGCAAGGUCAACGAGCGCGCCCGCCACCAACCCCCCUUCACCACGUUCAAGGAGCGGCGGGCGUGGCGGCCCGUGGCCGUGAGGAAGACAAACGCGGCGGGGACGGCCGGCGGGAGCGACAGCGAGAGCGGCGGCGACGACGGCGACCGCGGGGCGCUCCCCGGGCCCGCCAAGUCCGGUCCAGCCGUGGCACCGUCCGGACAGGUCGAGGUGGCGGCGGCGUGCAGCGAGCGCUACUUCAGCGUCGGCUCGGACGACGCCGCUCGCCUCGAGGAGGCCGUGGAGCGGAGCCCCGGCGACAUCCAGCUGUGGAUCAAGCUGUCCUACAAGUACCUCCACCAGCCCGAGUGCGACCCCACGGAUGCGCUCAACGCGGCCCUCAACUGCCUGUCGCGCGCCCUGGAGGUGAACCGCAGCAGCGGCGAGGUGUGGGGUCGCUACCUGGCACUGUUCGCCGGCUGCGUCGGCAGCCACGAGGAGCUGCAGGAGAUGUGCGAGGUGGCCGUGGGCUACGCGCCCGACCACGGACUGUGGUGGCAGUACCUCUCGCUGGAGCGGACGUACGAGGGCAAGGACUACGUCUGCUCCCGUCUGCUCCAGUUCCUCGUGGCCACGGCGCCGGCGCCGGCGCCGGCGGCGGCGCCGGCGCCGGCGGUGGCGCCGGCCGACCGACGCCUGCACUCGCACCGACUGCUCGAGGCCCUGCUCUACCGCGUGCAGCUCAACGUCUGCACGGGGCGCCUGCAGCUGGCGCUCGCAAUCUUCCGGCAAGCGCUGACUGCCGCUGGCACCGCCGGGAAGGAAGAGCGGCAAAAGGCGACGCGGGAGCCGUGCGUGUCGGCGCUGCUGCUGCCUGCCGACCGCGCCGUCGCGUGGCUCUCCUACCUUCACGCCGUCGAGUUCGGCGAGCUGCCCUCCGCCCUCGCCGACCCGGCCUGCUCGCUGCCCGGCGCCCUCGUGCGCAAGGAGCCCUUCGUGCUGCCCUGGCGCCGGCGCGGCGACCUCAAGACGCCGCCGGCCGCGCUGCUCGCGCUGCUGCAGGAGGCCGUGCGAGCCUGCUCCAGUGAUCCGGGCGGCGCUGACGACGACUGCAGCGACGGCAGUGGCGACGCCCGAGCAGAGACGUUGGCCGCGUGCCUGCCCAUCCACAGGAACGCACUGCGCGUGCACGCGCUGUGCGAGAGCUGGGACGAGGCGCUGGCGCUGUGCGGCGCGAUCUGCGCCGAGGCUGCCGGGGGUCCGCUGGAGCUGGAGGCGUGCGCGGCGCUGGCGGAGACGCUCGUGCAGAGGGGCGACGCGGCGGAGGGCGCGAGGGCCUGGCUCGGGGCCCUGCUGCGCCGGCCGAGGGACGCGCGCCUCGCUUACCACUGCGCCAAGUUCCUCGCCGCCCACGCUGUGGAGGAGAAGCCGAUCGCUGUGCUAGAGUCGCUCGCGGCGUCGUUCUUCGCGGAGGAAGGGGCUGCCACCACCGAGCUCCUGUUCAGGUCGCUGCUCGGGUGCCCCGUGCCGUACAACUUCCGAGCCCCCGGCUUUGCGGCCGGAGUCUCGCGCGAGACGCUGCAGGCCCAGCAGGGCUACCUGUGGCUCUGCUACUGCUCCUGGCAGGUGCUGGCGAGUCCCGCGGCCGGAGCGACGGACGCCCACGAAGCUGCGCUGGGGGCCCAGCUGACGGCGGAGCCGCUGCGGCUGCUGUGGUUGGACUACCUGACGCAGGCCAAGGCGAGGCUGCUGGCGUCGGCGAGCAAAGCGCCGGAGCUGCGGUCGUUCACGGCGCUCGUGCACCGCUGCCUCGCCACGGUGCCGGUGCGGCGCGCCCUCCCGCACUCCUCCGCCAAGUACUGGGCCGACUACACCUUCCACAACCAGGUUGUGGACGUGUACGUGGGCUGCCUGCCUCCCUGCCAACGCUCGGCGGCGCUGGAGAGGCUGCACGCGCUGGCGCCCACCAACGCCGCGCUGGCCUUACGGUUGCUGGUGGCGGAGGCGGAGGAGGGAAACGUCCACAGCGUUGCUCUGCAGGCCAAGCUGCUGAUCCAGAGGCUGCCCUCGUGUCUUUUCAUCUGGAAAAUAGUCAUCGCUGCCACGAGAAAACUUCACGGCCCGUCGGAGCUGCGGCGCCUGUUCGUCCGAGCUCUACACUGCCUUCCACUCUCCGCAUCGCUCUGGAAAGAUGUAACCAACCGCACCGCACGAGCGCUCGCGACACACACAGGGUGGCGGCAGCGGCGAUGGUGGCUGCUAGGUUUAUUUGCUCUGCAGGUUUUCGGGGAUGCGUUGGGAAGGUCAAGGCCGAGUUAUCACUCCCCCGGCCGAUGCUGCUGUGGUGUCACGGUUAACACGCUAGACUUGCAAUCCAGAGGGCGCCGGUUGGAUUUCAUCUCCCGGCGGAAAGUUUCUUAAAUCUGCCCGCCCGCCUUUCUGCACCCAGCAGCAUAAAUGGGCUUCACCGGUCGGAUCGGUAGGUCAUGUGUGGUGAGGUAAAGUGUGGUUACAUCUAGGUUUUGGGUAAAGACCUCCCCACAGCCGAUGCCCAUCCCUCUUGCGAUGCAGCAAUCCAUCUCCGGCACGCGAGCCGAUUUCAUCGCUCCGUUUCCGGGGUGGCCAUCCCUCCCCGGGCGUUUCUCUGCGUUGACCGACAAUCCGUCAGCGGUCUCAGCCAUUGGCCAUGCCCAAGCGCGCACUUAACUUUGCUUAACGGGCGACGUCCUGCAAUUUUUCCCGAUGCGUUCCUCCGUCUGUCACUUAAGUGCAAUUCGAAUCGCACAUCUCAUCACGCUUUGCACGCUUUUCGUUCCAUUUUCUUUUUUUGUCCACGUGCCAUGCCCUCUGAUUGUAUCAUCGUGGGUAAUUUAAACUCGAUGAAUACUGAGGAUGUUGCUUUGCGUUACGCGAAGUUUCAGUUUUUCAAAAAGCACUCCAGAACCUGCCGUCCGCUCGCCCAUAUUUCAUCGUCUUGAUCCCGGUCCGCCUUCUGAUGUGCUUUCUAAUCGUGUCCCUCCCAACAGAUAUCUCCUCUCGAUUGACAAGCGUUGUGCUCAACUUACAACAAUAACAUGUCGAGACUAACACACCACGGCAAGCGCCGAGAAAAGUGUAAUCUUCUCUGCCAAGAGCCGCCCCCCCCCCCCACGCUAUUGCUUGGGGAUCAGCUGCUCGGAUCGUUUUAAAAAAAAUACUGCCAUUCUGUGCCUCUUCUCUAGCUGCAUCCUUCCCUCUCGCCCUCGGGUCUCCCUCUUACUCCUUGCGCAGUGCACCGGUGGCAUCCCCAUCGUCGUUCUAAUUGCGUCGUCUUUGUCUCUUGUCCAACACGUGCUCGUUCCGUCCCAAGUCUUGCC